AUGCUUGCUUCUCAAAGCAGGCAGAAAAGUUAUGCAGAUCCCAAGCGACGGGAUGUUACAUUCCAACCUGGUGAUCAUGUCUUUUUACGAGUAUCCCCGAUGAAAGGAGUCAGACGUUUUGGAAAGAAAGGUAAAUUGAGCCCUAGGUUUAUUGGACCUUUUGAAAUUCUGGAAAAAGUUGGGCAAGUUGCUUAUAGGUUAGCCUUACCUCCAGCAUUAUCAGCAGUGCAUAAUGUAUUUCAUAUUUCCAUGCUGAGGAAGUACGUGUCUGAUCCAAUGCAUGUUUUGAGUUACGAAGCAUUGGAAUUGCAACCUGACUUAUCAUAUGACGAACAACCAGUGCAAAUUCUGGAUAAGAAGGAAAAGGUUCUCCGAACCAAAACCAUAUCAUUAGUCAAGGUACUUUGGAGAAACAGUAAAGUGGAGGAAGCCACUUGGGAAUUGGAAUCUGAUAUGAGGGCCCAGUAUCCUGAGUUAUUCAGGUAG
Molecule: messenger RNA, 486 nt
Organism: Cannabis sativa
Lineage: Eukaryota; Viridiplantae; Streptophyta; Magnoliopsida; Rosales; Cannabaceae
Exons: 1
Coding region: 1-486 (161 amino acids)
Source: RefSeq, a predicted model, not a curated record